CUACCCCUGGCUGUAAUUGCCCGGGAGUUUCCUAUUCUACCCUUCAAGCCAGAUUCUGGGCAACGUUCAGCCAGAAGGCAUCUCUUGUCAAACGUCUCGGUGGAGCUUUGCUGUGUUGGUUUGACUUCCACGAAUUCCCCCCCCCCCCCGGAGCAUCUUUGCUACGCAACUCUCACGCGCUGCAUUGCGAGGAUUAUGGGGCGUCUUCUGGAGUGUGCGGUGCCAGGCGCGUUGGGUCUUGCUGGAGAGAACAUGCCCAAGAAUGCACCUGGUGCACCCUGACCAUUAUCGGGGAAGAUCGGGAAGUCCGGGGAGAAAUGCUGAACAAGACGUGGGUCGUUUCUGCUCCAGGGAAAGUUAUACUUCACGGCGAACAUGCUGUUGUGCACGGCAAGGUCGCUUUGGCGGUGGCUUUGAACUUGAGAACGUUCCUUCGGAUGACCCUUCGAGACGAUGGGAAAGUCCAGAUGCAGCUACCAAAUAUCGGGACCAGGUUAUGUUGGCAAACGUCUGAACUCCGGCCAUUGCUAGCAGCUUUUCCCGCCGACCGGCCGGAGUCUCAGGCCCCAAGCCCAGAGCAAGUGGAGAAGCUGAAAGCGUUUGCAGGCCUUGCUGACGGAGCUGCAGGAGUACACAGCAUCGCAACUGUGGCGUUUCUCUACUUGUACCUGUCCAUCGCGUCCAAAGGAGGGGUCCUGCCGAGCAUGGACGUCUUGGUGUGGUCGGAGUUGCCCACGGGGGCCGGCCUCGGCUCCAGCGCGGCUUAUUCGGUCUGCCUGGCUGGGGCCUUGCUGUCUGGGUGCGGAGUCAUCGCUUACCCUCUGAGGGAGGGCCAGUCCCUAGCAAGGUGGACUGAAGAGGAGUUGGACGUAAUCAACAGCUGGGCCUUCCGAGGAGAGCAGGUUAUCCACGGAAACCCGUCUGGCGUGGAUAAUGCUGUGGGCACCUGGGGCGGAGCGUUGCGGUACCAGUCGGGGAAAAUCACGCCGUUGAAAAAAGUUCCCAUGUUAAGGAUUUUAUUAACCAACACCAAAGUUCCACGGAGCACCAAGAUCUUGGUUGCAGGAGUAAAAGACAAACUAUUGAAGUUUCCUGCCAUAAUGGAGCCGGUGCUUACGUCGAUAGACGCCAUUUCUCAGGAGUGUGAAGGCGUCCUUGAAGCCAUGGCUGAACGCCCCUCACAGGAACACUACCCCGUAUUGGAGGAACUCAUGGACAUUAACCAGCAUCACCUGAAUGUGAUUGGGGUCGGUCAUUCCUCGCUGGACCGAGUCUGCCAGGUCACCGCCACGCACGGGCUGCACAGCAAACUGACCGGUGCCGGCGGAGGAGGCUGUGCCAUCACUUUGCUACGGCCAGACACGGCUCCUUCUGUGGUAGCAGCCGCCAUCCAGGACCUCGGCACCUGUGGGUUUGAGUGCUGGGAGACGGACAUCGGAGCCCCGGGGAUACGUGCGCAUUCGCCGCCUUCCCUGAAAGCGGAAGUCUUGAAGGUUUUCAGCGGGAUGUAAAAGUGGCGACGAAGACUCCUCCUUGUCCUGCUCCUUCGGAGAACCGGUUCCCGGCCUUGUGAUUCUGGCCCCUCCUCGGUCCUCGCCUGGAGUGGAUUCAGUGUUCUCCGUGCUCUCUUGCACACAAUUAUGGGCCCUCUGUCGAUUUGGGGAUGGGGUUUAUUCCACCUCCGGGCCCCUGGGGUGUAGUUCAGGAAUGCUGACAGGGGCCCGUGGGUGAAAGGAAUGGCGUUACUCUCCCCUUGUGUUGCGCGGGUUGAGCGGAGCCUGGCUUACGCAGCUUGAAGGGUUCUCACUGGGUGUUAAAGUGGACAGUCUCUUCUCAGGCUAACUCCAGUAGUAAACUCCUUUUCUACACUGUUUACACCUUUUACAGGUCACUGCUGCUUUGCCCUCAAGCUGAGAAGAUCGUGGUUCUCUCGUAUUCCCUUGCACCGAAGGUGGAACGAAAUGUGGGGUUGGGGGACACCAGUCACCCCCAAAUGCCACUGUAAAGCAGCAGGGGGUGGAAUAAGUGGGUUUUUGCAAGGGGCAAACAGCAGUUGUGGGGUUCGUGGUUUAAUAAUCCACCUGCCACUCCUGCCUAGCAGUUCUUCCCCACAAAGGUGUCUCCUCAACUGGCAGGGGAAGCGUUAAGCUUCCUUGGCCUGGACUAUUGCCUUCCGCUCUCCAAAUCACACAGGCCCUGUUCAGAAGACACCUUAAACCACGGCUUUAACCACGGCGAAUAAAGCAAAAAGCCAUAUUCACCGUGGUUUAAGGUGUCUUAUUUGAAUUUUCAGUAAUUUUAUUAUUUUCUACAGAAAGCUGUAGAUUUCCCACGUGUGGAUUUUCCUCACGUGGGAAAGCAUGACAAAGGUUUACAUAACAUCACACCUAAUAAAAAAGAAAACACAUAUACAUAAGGCCAUAAGCCAUUUGAAGCAAUCCAUUCUGAACAGGGCCACGCUCUCCUCGCUACUUUUCAGCUGGUCAGGGGCCCUUGACCCCCCGGGGUGGCCUCCAGUUCUUUCGGCCUACAACUCCCAUGAUGCCUCACCAUUGGCUAUGCCGUCCAGGGCCCUUCAAAGGUGUUACCCUACAAGUUGCCUGCCCCUGCUUUAUCCCACGUGUACAACCAAGCUCUUUGAGAAAAGAGUGGAGGAGGCUGGCGUUGCCGAGGUCACUCUCCGCAAUGGUUUAUGCCCUGGUGGGCCUAAGUACUCCUCUCUCUCUCUCUUUCUGUCUGUCUGUCUGUCUGUUCCAGACCUGCCAGAUUUUCCUUUCCUUUCUGUUCUUCUUUGUCGUAUUUAUUUUUUGCUAUGUGUCCUGUGGGAUGCUUCAAAGAACUGCUGGAUUUCAGUUCUGCUGGAAAUUCAGUACAAAGAUAUAUUCUGACUGCAUAUAUAACCUGUGUAUAUAAGGGCAGCUUUGGCAAUACGUCUGGCAGGGCAAACUGCUGAAUUUAAAUGCUGUGAUGAAGAGGGAAUUUUACCAGGUGCUGCAUGCAGGGCCAGGCAAAGCUGGUCGUAGGCCCGGGCCAAAUGGGAAAUGUAGUCCCCAUUUCAAACUGCUCAUUAAGUAUUUUUUUAAUCAGUUCUAAAUACAUAUGAACUAGAACAAUUUAUAAAAAAGGUAAUGGCAAGUACUUUUAUUCAAGAUGGAUAUAAGACAUCACUUCUUCACAUUCAGAAAUGCUUUACGUGCUUUUCUUUGGGCAAAUUCAUCGUCAACAACAGAAAAAAUCAAGCAACUUUGCCCAGGGGGACUCGGAGUAGCCCCCCUCAAAAUCAUAGGCCCAUGCUGACACCCCACCCACCCCACCACGUCCAGCCCUAGCUACAUGCAUACAAAUGACACCUGUUGAGAUUCCCUUUUCAAUACAACGGUUAAAGAUACAGGAGCCCAGUCCUCCUCUCCAUAGGGUCACCCUACUUUUUACUGAACCUCCCCCCACAAAAAAAAAAAUACUGCUGUAAGCCACCUUAUGCCCUGAAAGGCAUCCAAGAAACAUUUAAAAUAAAUACUUAAAAAAAAUGUUUGCAGUAAUGCUGCUUUGAGAUGAUUCUACAUGUGAGAAGCCAUGUAGAAUCACCUUGCUACCCCACCUGAAACUAAUUACAGCCCUCCCAGAGCAGGUAGGAGCUGGCUGGCAGGUGCAGCUAAUGAGCCCGAGCAACAACAGACAAAAUGUCCGAACAGAGGAAAGACCCAGGAGAGGGAAGAGGAAGGAGGUGACACGCAGGGGCCGUGACUGUGAAGCCGGACAACAUACAGGCAAGGUUUCUAAUGGACAUGGGGGUGGGAGCCCUUCGAAAAAGCAUUUGCCGCUAUUUUCCCAGCUAGGCUCUUUAGAAGCCUAGCUGGGGAAACCGUUCAGUUUCCUCGAAGAACUGAGAGAGACUCAGAGGCAUUAUUGGUAGCAGAUUAUCACGCUACCCAUAAAAGGUGCCCUAAAAAAUAAUUUCAAAGAAAUAAGUGGUUUGGAGUCAAAAAAAAAUGGGACCUCUUAUGUCUGUUAGUUCCAGGGCCCUGUACACCAGGGCUCCCAAGUUUUAAUCUGUUUAAUGCGUAGAUGAAUCAACCGGAGUUUUAGUUGCUUGAUUUGUGUGGGCAGCAAAUCAAUGGGGAAAUGAAGUUGAGAAGGGCGC
Elgaria multicarinata webbii is the source of this 4141-nucleotide messenger RNA. RefSeq names its product mevalonate kinase (gene MVK). NCBI's taxonomy places the organism in Eukaryota, Metazoa, Chordata, Lepidosauria, Squamata, Anguidae. Gene Ontology annotation, molecular function: ATP binding; mevalonate kinase activity. The record is from RefSeq and is a predicted model, not a curated record. Gene Ontology annotation, biological process: cholesterol biosynthetic process; isoprenoid biosynthetic process; isopentenyl diphosphate biosynthetic process, mevalonate pathway. The transcript has 11 exons. Gene Ontology annotation, cellular component: cytosol; cytoplasm. The coding region runs from base 318 to 1511 and encodes 397 amino acids.